Messenger RNA from Talaromyces amestolkiae, 2556 nucleotides. RefSeq lists its product as uncharacterized. The coding region runs from base 1 to 2556 and encodes 851 amino acids. Gene Ontology annotation, molecular function: DNA binding; zinc ion binding; DNA-binding transcription factor activity, RNA polymerase II-specific. NCBI's taxonomy places the organism in Eukaryota, Fungi, Ascomycota, Eurotiomycetes, Eurotiales, Trichocomaceae. The record is from RefSeq and is a predicted model, not a curated record. The transcript has 8 exons. Gene Ontology annotation, biological process: DNA-templated transcription; regulation of DNA-templated transcription.
AUGCAGCAAUAUACCUUUACUCCUCCGACUGGUCCCCCGCGGGAGGGACAGAAAAAUUAUGUCUUUGUUGACGAGCACAACAGGCACAAGAGACUCAAAGUAAUGCGCGCUUGUAAUGGUUGUCGAAAGAGAAAGAUCAAAUGCGACGCUGCCACAACAAACACAUGGCCCUGCACAGCAUGCCUUAGACUGAAACUAGUCUGCGUGCCUCCAACAAUAGGCCAGGAUGGCGAGCAAAUUGGUCCCGCGCAAGGCGGCGAGGCAGAGCCAGCUGGGUUUCAAGACCAUGCGAAUCAACAGCAAAGUAUCCCGCAGCACGAAUUGAUGCAGAACAAUUACGUUUCCGACGACCCUUCGCUCGCAAGCAAUAUACCAACAUAUGGAAUGUAUUCGUCUUAUAUUCCACAAAAUCAUGGCAUGUAUGCACCGGCUCAGGCGCCUGAAAUCGCUGUCACUCAACAUCCUUACUCAAACCAAUAUUAUCAAAUGGCUGCGUCUCAGCCGCUGCCGAGUGCAGAUAGUGGUGUAUUUGUCGAGCCAGAACAGUCUACUGCUGAAAACCUUAGUGAAGCACUUGGUGAGCUUAGAAUUGAGGUCUCGGGAAUUGCGCCUUAUAUUCGACAACAACGAAAAGGAUUUACAGAGCCUGGUGCUCCUGUGCAGGAGGAAGACGAAAAUCUUCCUCCACUCAGCACCGGCGCUGGAUCAACCAUCAGGAUACCACCGGAGCUGAUGCCACCGAACGAAGAUGUCAUGCAGUAUUUCAAGAUCUUCUUUCAAGAUAUUCACCCAUACGUACCCGUAAUCCACCGUUCACAUCUGUAUAACCAGUGGCGCAAUGACCGUUCCUCGAUCUCUCCCUUAUUAUUGGAGGCAUUAUUUGCGUGCGCCGGCAGAAUGUCCGAAGAUCCUGCUCAGGGUGCUCAGUGGCUUGCGCUAGCUACUCGUCACGAGUCGAGUUUCAUGGACGUUCCGCGUCUUAGCACGAUACAAGCGCUACUCUUGUUGUUGAAAGCACGAGAGUCAAACCCCAAAAAGGGAUAUUAUUACCGUUCCUGGCAAACAAUCAAGACGGCGAUUUCUAUGUCCAAAGAUCUGGAGCUCCACGAACACUAUGCCACCCAUAAAGAAGGAAUAUCAUGCGGCCUUGACCCUGUAGAGUGUCUGAUUCAGACAAGAGUUUGGCAGACAUUGUUAGUUGUUGAAGUGAUGGUUGGAGGACCUCAAGGACGCUCGGAUUAUGAAGUAGACCCUGAUACGGUUGACAUGCGACCCCAGCUCGACACCGUGGAUGUUGAUCAGUUUGAAACUGAUCGUUCCCGGCAAUUUUCUUAUUUUGUAAAGAACGCAUACCACAUUCGAAUUUACACGGAACUAUAUCACAAAAUCAAGAAACAAAAAGACUGGGCCACCCAGCCUCGAUUCACUCAGAACAAUCCGGUUUUCAGCGACUGGUAUCGAGGCCUACCGCAGGAUCUUCAGGUUGCGUACCCUGAGGAUGGUUCUCCUCCAUGGCUCCCGUCGCAUUUUGUCGGUAACAUGCAUACACACUAUCAUUUGGCUAUCAUAAUGGUCCAUCGUCCACAAUUAUUGGCAUCCAAAUUCGGCGCAGCCGAUGGGGGCUGGAGGAAGCAUAUGCAAUUAUGCUACUCUUCUGCCAAAUGCUUGUGUCGACUGCAAGAAGCGAUCAUUUCUCGCUUCACCCUACAGGGUCUCCGUUUCAUGCAACGGGGCAUCAAUUUUACCGUUUAUGCCAUACUGACUUGCACGAUGCUGCAUCUAGUCGCAAUAACAUCUCCAGACCCCGAAUUCUAUACAGAUGCACGAGAUUAUUUUACUCGGCAUAUGCGUAUAUUGGAGAAAUGUUCCGAGACAUGGCCACUUCCUGAGAUCGAAGCUCAAAUCGAUGCCUUGAGGCAGGCCUUCUCUGCUGAUACCUCUCGACCGUUCGAACUUAGGGCAUCUUUCCCAUAUGGAAGUCCAUCCGAGCAAUACAACUCCAGUCCGCCUCCUGCCAUUGAUUCCCAAUACAACCAAUAUGGCCAGCCCAGUCCUCAUCGAAUGGGAUAUCAUUCGCAUUCUGCGACACCACCUACCGGUGCGGAUGAUUCCAAAUCCGAUACUUCUCAGACAACGGGCAUGAGCAUGCUUCAGAGCCACAUGGCUAAUCCACAGCUGGGUGUCCCGCUUGUGGACGAGAAUAGCUGGGACCCCACUCGAAUCUUCACUUCUUGGAAUAUGGCAUUCCCUGUUGAUACAGCAAGCGUUCCGUCAAACUCCCCUCAGAUGCCAUUCUCGGCCCAAGGCCAAGGAAUGACUGCAGAUAGUGUCCCGGUCCAAUACCCAAUGCAGUACACACCGCCCGGAGGCAAAGUGGUUCCCAUGGAUAUGCAAGCCAUGCCUCAGGCGACUUACGAACCUCCGCCUAUUCAGCCUAUCAUGACGGCCCGAGACUGGCAGCAGAGUGUUGCGAGUGUUUAUGAUCCGCAUGGAAUCAAACGCAGAUGGAAUCACUCUGUUGACAUGACAAAUUAUAAUGCCAAGCGAUCAAGAUAG